Messenger RNA from Nannizzia gypsea CBS 118893, 744 nucleotides. RefSeq lists its product as hypothetical. Gene Ontology annotation, cellular component: ribonuclease MRP complex. NCBI's taxonomy places the organism in Eukaryota, Fungi, Ascomycota, Eurotiomycetes, Onygenales, Arthrodermataceae. Gene Ontology annotation, molecular function: rRNA primary transcript binding. The coding region runs from base 1 to 744 and encodes 247 amino acids. Gene Ontology annotation, biological process: nuclear-transcribed mRNA catabolic process, RNase MRP-dependent; maturation of 5.8S rRNA from tricistronic rRNA transcript (SSU-rRNA, 5.8S rRNA, LSU-rRNA). The transcript has 2 exons. The record is from RefSeq and is a predicted model, not a curated record.
AUGUCCACUCAACUGAUUGAAUCAUCGCCAUUUGCAGCCUCCAGUGACGUCCGGUCGAUCCACCGAACACUGCAUCUACUUUACCACCACAACAAGAACCAGCAUCGCUGCACGAAAUGGUGGAAAUGGCUGAACAUGCUGAGGCGGUGGACACUGAAUCUCGCGUGUGAAAUCGAAAGGAUCGAGAAAUUCGAGGACGUCCGGAGCGCAGAUGGCAGUGAUGAACACCCGUUUGCUCCUGUGUGGAGAAUAAUGAGCUAUCUUCACGACGAGCUUGUUCCACGGUGCUAUAGAGCAUUUUCUACUGUGGUUGCAGAUAUCCAAUUUUGCUCCUUGGGUGUUGUUUUGCUGGCUACGCUUGCUGAAGUAUUCAAAGUCGUCCAGAUAAAUAAGGGCGAACUGUCGAAUAUUGCUCAGGAACUUGGAGAUGAGAAGGCCUCGGAGCCCACUCCCAGGCCAGCUAGUAAUGCUGCUGUUGCCAAUGAAGAUUUUGGUGAAGUGAUUCGACGUUCUGAAGUUGACACCCAAGUCAAAAAGAAAGUCGACUCAGCUGUGUCUACUGAUGGUGAAGCUGUAACGAAGAAAAAGAAGAAGUCAGGCCUUGAUAAAGGCAUAAAACGAAAAGUCGACGAUGAUACUGCUAUGGCCGUCAGCAUGGACAAACCCGGAAGCUCUAAGGAGAAGAAGACGAAGAAGAAGAAACGAAAAGUCAAUGCGAUAGAUGAUAUAUUUGCUGGCUUGUAA